AUGGCGGUGAGCAGCAAGCCGCUGCCAGCGAAAGAGAGCGCGCUCUUCCGCUCGAUCGUGAAACACUACGAGCUCAAGCAAUACAAAAAAGGACUGAAAGCAGCCGAUGCGAUCUUGAAAAAGUAUCCAGACCAUGGCGAGACGUUGGCCAUGAAGGGGCUCACGCUCAACUGCAUGGGCCGCAAAGACGACGCCUAUGACUUUGUCAAGAACGGGCUCCGCCACGACCUGCGCAGUCACGUCUGCUGGCACGUCUUUGGGCUGCUCUAUCGCUCGGAUCGGAAUUAUCCCGAAGCGAUCAAGUGCUAUCGCAAUGCGAUCCGGAUCGAUCCCGAGAACUUGCAGAUUCUACGGGACUUGUACCUGCUGCAGGUGCAAAUGCGGGACCUCAAGGGCUUUGCCGAGACGCGCCGUACGCUCCUGACGCUGAAACCGAACAACCGGAACAAUUGGAUUGGCUUUGCGAUUGCUCAUCACUUGGUGGGCAAUUACCAGAUGGCGAUUGACAUUAUCGACAAGUACUUUAGUACGAUGGACAGCGCCAGUGUCGCCAACUAUGAAGACAGCGAAAUCCACUUGUACCAGAACCAGCUGCUGGAAGAAGCAGGAGAGAUUGACAAGGCACUGGCCAAUUUGCAGGCGAACCAGCGUCAAAUCACCGACACGUUGGCGUGGCGUCAGAAAAAAGGGCAGCUUCUGCUGCAGCUUGAGCGGUACGACGAGGCGCGGGGCGUGUUUGAAGAGUUGUUGGCUAUCAAUUUCGACAACUACGAGUUCCAACGCGGACUGCAGUGUGCGAUCUUAAAGCGCAGAGAUUUGUACGCUGCAACGUCUGCAGACCGCAAAAAGGUGUUUCUGCCGUCUGAAGUGAUUGACUUUUCCAAGGAAGAGGACGGUCUGGAGCUCGAGAAGGCCCUCUCUGACUUCUACGCGGAGAAGAAAUCGACGAUUGGUGCAAACUCGAUGAUUCCGUUACGCUUUCCUAUGGAUUUCACGCGCGGCAAAGACUUUGAACAGUACGCAGACGUGUAUCUCAAAAGGCAGCUGAACAAGAAUGUGCCGUCUCUCGGUUCCAAUCUGAAACCGCUGUACGCGGACAAAGGCAAGGUCAAGAUACUGGAGGAGCUCAUUCACGGCUACAUAAAGACCUUGGAAGCCAAGAAACCAUUGGAUAUGGGCGACAAUUCGAUGGCAGCUAACGCGACCGAACGAGUGUUGCUGUGGACGAACUAUCUCGCCGCGCAGCACUAUGACCGCUUAGGCAACCAUGCCAAGGCAAUGGAGCAUAUUGAGAAGUGCAUCGAGCAGGAGCCAACGCUGCUGGACUUCUUUCAACGCAAGGCGCGCAUCUUGAAGCACAUGGGUGAUUUGAAUAAGGCCGCCGACGUAAUGGUAGAAGGACGCAAGUUGGAUUUGGCAGAUCGUUACAUAAAUAACAAGGCCACCGAGUACCUGCUACAUGCCGAUCGCGUAGAGGAGGCAGAUGCCACCAUAGCUCUGUUUACUCGACACGAGGGCGAUCCGCAGCAAAACCUGUUUGACAUGCAAUGCAUGUGGUACGAGAUCGAGUGUGGCAAGAGCCAUCUUCGCCAGGAGGAGUACGGGCUUGCGCUGAAGCGCUUCUUUGCUGUUGAGAAGCACUUCAAUGACUUUGUGGAAGACCAAUUCGAUUUCCACACGUACUGCAUCCGCAAGAUGACGCUGCGUUCGUACAUGCAGUUGUUGCGUCUCUGCGACGAGAUAUACGGCCGCCCGUUCUUCGUGGAGGCUGCCCACGGCGCCAUCGCUUGCUACGUGGCUUUGGCAGACAUGGAAGUGGUGAAGGCGCGGAAUGAAGCAGAAGCUGCUGCAGCUAGUGCUAACAUGUCUACUGGUGACAAGAAGAAGGCGAAACGCGCUCUUGCCAAAGCACGCAAGGCCGAGUUCAAGAAGAAAGCGGAGGAAGAGCUGAAUGCAAAGCUGCACAAAGAAAUCGAGGAGAAAGAGCGGGAGGCCACCAAGACCAAUAAGGCAAAGGCGAAUUCCGGCUCAUUGCGUCUGAAGGACGACGACCCACUCGGUGAGAAGCUCACGCAGCGGCCUGCUCUUGAAGAGGCGUGGCGCUUCGUUGCGAUUCUCCAGCGGUACGCCGCAGCGGACGUGAAGACGCACCUGGUUGCAUUCGACAUUGCUCUCCGAAAGAAGAAAUUUCUAUUGUGUUUGCAGGCUCUGUUGAAGGCGCAGGCGCUGCUGGACGUGUCAGCGAAGGCCAAAGAGGAAUGGAGUGCUCGCCACGCGUUGUUCCUCGAGGGAGUGCACGAGGUGACAAACCCCGUUGUGCUGAAGGUGAUCAACGAGAAGAAGGCAGAGCUCAAGAACUAG
This is a messenger RNA of Hyaloperonospora brassicae, 2361 nucleotides long. Lineage: Eukaryota; Oomycota; Peronosporomycetes; Peronosporales; Peronosporaceae. The record is from the annotation of a GenBank genome assembly.